AUGGCUAGCGAAAAUCCUAUCCCCCUCAGGUGUGAUAUUCAUAAUGAUCCGGAUAGAACAAUUUACACUAUUUGGCCAUGCAAAGAAGAUAAGGUUUAUGUGAUCAAGUUUGCUAUUGGAUCUCUAUUGGCGAAUCUAGGUCACCAACCUCUCUCCCUCAAUUUCGAACUCUAUGUGAACGAUCCCGAGAAUAAAGAUCCUAUAAAGACGUCGGAUGAAGUUUCUAAAUAUUUCGAUAGAGUCCCUAACCAGGAUCAAAUUCACAUUCUCAUAAA
Acaulospora morrowiae is the source of this 275-nucleotide messenger RNA. The record is from the annotation of a GenBank genome assembly. NCBI's taxonomy places the organism in Eukaryota, Fungi, Glomeromycota, Glomeromycetes, Diversisporales, Acaulosporaceae.